Molecule: messenger RNA, 744 nt
Organism: Nakaseomyces glabratus
Lineage: Eukaryota; Fungi; Ascomycota; Saccharomycetes; Saccharomycetales; Saccharomycetaceae
Gene: RPS3
Product: 40S ribosomal protein uS3
Biological process (GO): translation
Cellular component (GO): nucleus; cytosolic small ribosomal subunit
Molecular function (GO): RNA binding; structural constituent of ribosome
Source: RefSeq, a predicted model, not a curated record
AUGGUUUCCUUGAUCUCCAAGAAGAGAAAGCUUGUCGCUGACGGUGUCUUCUACGCCGAAUUGAACGAAUUCUUCACCAGAGAAUUGGCUGAAGAAGGUUACUCUGGUGUCGAAGUCCGUGUUACCCCAACCAAGACUGAAGUUAUUAUCAGAGCUACCAGAACUCAAGAUGUCUUGGGUGAAAACGGUAGAAGAAUCAACGAAUUGACCUUGUUGGUUCAAAAGAGAUUCAAGUACGCUCCAGGUACCAUUGUCCUAUACGCUGAAAGAGUCCAAGACCGUGGUCUAUCCGCUGUUGCUCAAGCUGAAUCCAUGAAGUUCAAGCUAUUGAACGGUUUGGCUAUCAGAAGAGCUGCUUACGGUGUUGUCAGAUACGUCAUGGAAUCCGGUGCUAAGGGUUGUGAAGUCGUCGUCUCCGGUAAGCUAAGAGCUGCUAGAGCUAAGGCUAUGAAGUUCGCUGACGGUUUCUUGAUCCACUCCGGUCAACCAGUCAACGACUUCAUUGACGUUGCCACCAGACACGUCUUGAUGAGACAAGGUGUUUUGGGUAUCAAGGUUAAGAUCAUGAGAGACCCAGCUACCAACAGAGGUGGUCCAAGAGCUUUGCCAGAUGCUGUCUCUAUCGUUGAACCAAAGGACGAAGAACCAGUUCUUACUCCAACUGUCAGAGACUACAGAAGCGCUGAAGAAGUCGGUGAAAAGACCGAAGCUCCAGCUGAACAAGCCGUUGAAGCUUCUGCUUAA